AUUAAUACAUAAUUGGGAAUUGUAUUGAUAAACAAGUAUAGCGCAGGUGGUGUGGCGUGAUCUCAGGUAGUCCUACCUGGAGGGGUAGGGUUGGAAAGGUUAUUUAAGUGGUGGCAUGCCGUUGUUUUGAUUCAUUCUUAUGCUAAGCGUAGACUGUGUAAGAGCUAUCUGUACUCGUAAAUAAAACUGAGUUAUUAAGUGAAAAGUCUGUUUCCUCUUUACUAUUUCUAACAUAAUGGAUGGUGAUGAGAAAGGGUUAUCACCCGAUAACCAUGCAGACCAGGCGAAUAGUGGAACUUCGCCGACAGCAGCGGUGGGAUCCCAAUCCCCUAUACUAGGCGGGCGCCGCCGAUCGGUUAUUCAACCUGAGCCUACUUUUACCAUGGAUCAAGUGAUGAGCCUGGUAACCACAGUCACCAAGCAAGCCGCAGCAAGCGCUGUUAAUGCGGCGCUAUCUGCCACCGCCGCUUAUCCACAACAGCCGGCGCUACCCCGUGAAAGAGGAAAUUUCUAUCUACCUCCGUUCGACCCGGAUGUACGAUCUCAUGAUAUUCGAGAUUGGUGCGCUAAUGUCGAUGAAACCAUUUCCGUUUUCGCUAUAUCACCUCAAGAAGCACGGAUGAAAGCGAUACUUCAGUUAAAAGGAAGAGCAAAAGUGUGGGCCGACACGUGGUCUCUACAUUCAACUACUUGGGACCAGGUGAAGGAAGAUCUAAUCAAGACUUUCUCAAAGGAGUUCCGGUAUGCUGAUGAUGUACAGAAGUGGCGCAACUACACGUCGGACCAAGCAACGAGCUACGCCGAAUACGCCACUACAGCUUGGACAUUAUUCAAGCGCGUGCGGCCGGAAGCGAAUGAUGCCGAUGCUGUGGAUGCUGUUAUCACAGUGGUGGAGCUUGAUAAACCGUGGUAUUCUGCUAUGCAAGACCUACAGUUAGCAAUUAAUUGUACGAUCUCUAAAAGUACCGGUAAGAGUCCAUUAGAACUGUUGCUAGGUAAAAAAUGUUCGCCACCCGCUAUCAAGCUUCUCCAAGUUGACGAUGACGAGCCUAUAGAGGACCUUAUUUCUAUUAGAAAUGUUUGUAAGCAAAGGGUGGACGAGCGAUCUUUUCAAGACAAAGUGAGGUUUGAUAUAGGUAAAGCGCGGGUCAAACCUUACAAAGUGGGAGAUUAUGUUUUGAUGCGUCGUCAUGAAAGACAUACUACCAAAUUGGGUGCAAAAUUUGAGGGCCCUAUGGAAAUAUUAGAAAUAUUACCAAACGACCGUUAUAAAUUAAAACAUGUUAAUUUACGUGGAAGUACUGAAAAGAUCGCUAGCCAUGAUUUCUUGAGACCUGCUCCUAUGGGACAGACAGAUCCAUUUGGUAAUGAUGAUGACGAGUCUGCCGUGUGGGCGGUGGAUGAGACGAGUGUUCAAAAUGAAGACUGCUCUCAGUCCGAGACUCGAUAA
This is a messenger RNA of Cydia amplana, 1450 nucleotides long. RefSeq lists its product as uncharacterized. NCBI's taxonomy places the organism in Eukaryota, Metazoa, Arthropoda, Insecta, Lepidoptera, Tortricidae. The coding region runs from base 236 to 1450 and encodes 404 amino acids. The record is from RefSeq and is a predicted model, not a curated record. The transcript is spliced from 2 exons.